Pseudoliparis swirei is the source of this 1423-nucleotide messenger RNA. It is a transcript of the gene gabarapa, whose product is annotated as GABA(A) receptor-associated protein a. The record is from RefSeq and is a predicted model, not a curated record. Gene Ontology annotation, biological process: autophagosome assembly; cellular response to nitrogen starvation; macroautophagy. Gene Ontology annotation, molecular function: ubiquitin protein ligase binding; GABA receptor binding. NCBI's taxonomy places the organism in Eukaryota, Metazoa, Chordata, Actinopteri, Perciformes, Liparidae. Bases 140 to 508 code for a protein of 122 amino acids. The transcript is spliced from 4 exons. Gene Ontology annotation, cellular component: cytosol; autophagosome; autophagosome membrane.
CACUAGGAAAACAGCUGUGGCGUGCUACAGAGCUAGUUUGUUUUUGUCGUGUGUGACAGCGAUUUGAGAAGUUCCUCGAGCAGAUUGCUAUCCUACAACUUCGGAGGGACCGACUUGUCGUCCAUCAUCUCGUUUAAAGAUGAAGUUCCAGUACAAAGAAGAGCACCCUUUUGAGAAAAGGCGGUCCGAAGGCGAGAAAAUCCGGAAGAAGUAUCCGGACAGGGUUCCUGUAAUUGUGGAGAAAGCCCCCAAAGCCAGAAUAGGAGAUCUGGACAAGAAGAAAUAUCUUGUCCCCUCCGACCUGACAGUGGGCCAGUUUUACUUCCUCAUCCGGAAAAGAAUCCACUUGCGAGCUGAGGACGCUCUCUUCUUCUUUGUAAACAACGUCAUUCCACCCACCUCAGCGACCAUGGGACUGUUGUACCAGGAGCAUCAUGAAGAGGACUUUUUCCUCUACAUUGCCUACAGUGAUGAGAGUGUGUACGGGAGCAGCCAAAGGGAAAUCUGAUCCCGCUACCAUCCGCCCUCCAACCACUACCCACCUUUCUGAGACCUCCACCAUUCAUUUAAAUAUUAAAUCCAGCUAAGCAGCCUAGAGUUCUCGGAGUGAAUAUGUCAAAUGCACUUUCACCCCCCAUACAUGACCCCUCUACCAUUCAGUUAUUUCUUUAUUAUUCUGCAGUCUGAAUUGUAUUUGCCUCCACUUUUUUUCUUUUCACUAGCAACUUCAUUGGUCUCGGGGCCAGUUUAUUUUCUAGUGUUGUAUCUGUACACCAUACUUAAAUUUAAAAAAACUAAGAACCAAUAACAAAAUAUAGUUGGAACUAGACCAUAUAUAUAUAUAUAUACUCCCUCCACGCUUAAAGGAAGAAAGGUAUACGAGUUAAAAGCUCUUAUUGACCAUGAGUAUAGAUUAUUGUUUGUUCACCCUGUUGACUUGUUGGGGUUUAAAGUUUGCUUUGAGUUUAUGAAAUAAAGAGAAGGAACCAGUUUUAGGCAGGUUGUUUUGUCUCUGACUAAAGGAUAACUGUUUUGCCUGAAGUUAUUUUCCCAUAAUAAAAACCUGAAGUGGCGGGUGAGUUUAUUUUUUCUUUUUGUUAAAUUCACCCGCCACAGAAGUAUGAUUGAGAAUCGUAUGGGCUGCAUCGCAUCUGACCUAAAGCAAGGAGUCUAAUAUAAUUCAGACUAACAAUCACUCUGCUUUCAGUGGAAAGACUAUUAUGUUUACUGCUAUGAUUGUUGUUGAUAUUGUUAUUUUAGAUGGCUUAAUUUUGAAACUAUAUUGUAAAGCUGGGUUAAAUCUUUUUUUUAAAGUUUGUCUCCUUUUUAAAAAGAAAUAAGGGGUUGAACUCUGUAUACAGCUGCAUUACUGGCUAUUUCUCUCCACUCAUGACCAUACAUGAUAAAAUAUGAUUAAAUGCUC